Molecule: messenger RNA, 2204 nt
Organism: Chrysemys picta bellii (western painted turtle)
Lineage: Eukaryota; Metazoa; Chordata; Testudines; Emydidae
Product: fibroblast growth factor 18-like
Biological process (GO): positive regulation of protein phosphorylation; positive regulation of cell population proliferation; neuron differentiation
Cellular component (GO): cytoplasm
Molecular function (GO): fibroblast growth factor receptor binding; growth factor activity
Source: RefSeq, a predicted model, not a curated record
UCUUGUAAGCUUCCUUUUUGUGUUUAAGCUCACUGAAGAUUUCACUGUUAAGCCAAGCUGGUCACCUGCCAUAUUUGCUAUUCUUUCUGCACAAUGGGAUGGUUUGUUCCUGCACCCUCAAUGAGGCUUCCUCAAAAUACAUCCCUGACCCCAGGGCAACUUGCAGCCAAAUGUCAGGUCCCUGUUCCGGAGCCUGGUGGCAGAGUGGUUGUGAGCCAGCCUAGCCCCUCCUCCCCCCGGCUGAAUGGCAUGUGAUUGGCGUGCGACCCGGUGACGUUUCACAGUAACAGGUGGGUUUCUGGUGGAGACGCUCCGGUCCCGCUUUCAGGCUUCUGUCUGCAAAUGUGGCACCUUUGUGAAAAUGGAAGCCGAGAUUUUCCGCGACCUCCUGCCCGAGUAGCUGGGGCUAAAGCGAAGCACCAAAUAGCCGCAGGUUUGCAACACACCAGCGAGAGCUGAGGACAGAGCCACCUAUUUUCCCAAACAUGAUGCCCAGCGCAGCUGAUGUGGCCUGAGGCAGGCACUUGGCCGGGGGAAUUUUGGCCUGGAUGGGUUAAAUUUGGCCACUGAGAAUGGGGUGUUGCCGCGGGAAGCCUCCGCAGCUGUUCCUCUGGAGUCACUGCCAGUCUCCCGGCUGUAACCCUGGGGCCGGCAGAGACAGGCCCCGGCACUUGGCGAGUGGCCGCAGGGCCGCCUUGACCAUGCCGGGUGAACAGGGGACCUCCCAGCAGAGCCAGAGCAGAAUGGGCAGGGAUGGACGGGGCCCGUUCGGGCAGGGGCCUGGGGAGAGAGACUGCCUGGGGGGGGCUGGGUAGGUCCCUGGCUCGGAGGGCCCUCCCGUGGGCAGUGGCUCCCUGGGCAGACAGGCUAUGGGCCUGGCCAGCAUCUGCCCUCGGUCUCCUCGUGCUGCGAGGGGCUCGGCAUGCCCCAGCCCUCCUCCAGAGGGGCCUGACCCCCAGAGCCGCAGUGGGGAGCCAGGCCUGCCUUUCCCUGCAGGAGUCUCACCAGACAGCAGCCGACUUCCGCCUCUAUGUGGAGAACCACACACGGCACCUGGACGAGGUGAGCCGCCGGCACGUCCGCGUCUACCAGCUGUACAGCCGUAGCAGCAGUGGGCACCUGCAGGUCCUCGGCAAGCGGGUCCGUGCCAAUGGCGAGGACGGCAACAAAUACGCGCUGCUCGCCGUGGAGAGCGACACCUUUGGGAGCCACGUUCGCAUCAAGGGCAAGGAGACGGGCUACUACGUCUGCAUGGACAGGAGAGGGAAGGUGCUGGGCAAGCUGGAUGGGCGGAGCCAGGGCUGUGUCUUCGUGGAAGAAGUCCUGGAGAACAACUUCACAGCCUUCAUGUUGGCCGGGCACCGGGACUGGUUCCUGGGCUUCACCCGCAAGGGGCGGGCACAGAGGGGGCCGCGCACCCACCGGACCCAGCGCGAAGGGCACUUCAUGAAGAGGCCCCCCCAGGGCACAGGGGGCGAGGGGCAGAGCCCAUUCCGCUUCACCGCCCUCACGCCUCGGACUAAGCCGGCCCUGGGGCCCUAGAGCCAGGGGCCCGUGCCCAGCCGGUGCCCCCAGGACAUGCCGAGAUCAGCACGGCGAGGAGACGGGCUCCCAGCAUGCAACGCUCCCCCCGCCAGGCUGGCUUCAGAGCCGCGGGGGCAGAACUCCCAGCAUGCAGUUCUGCUGCUCCGGCCACGCCAAGGAGGGGUGGGCUACCAGCCAUGGGGGCGGGACACAGGCUCUGCCCCACAUGCCAGCUGGCUUGCAGCAGUGCAUGCUGGGAUGUCGGUCCCAUGGGCUGGACACGGGAGAAGGAAAGGUUGUGGCCCCACAGCGCAGGGCAUGGCUGGGCCGGGCGCUGCUGCCCCACAGCUCGUGACAGCCGGGUCACCCCACACGCCGCACAGGGAGCCGGGCACUGCCCCACAGCCCGUGACAGGCAGGUCACCCCACACGCCGCACAGGGAGCCGGGCACUGCCCCACAGCCCGUGACAGGCAGGUCACCCCACACGCCGCACAGGGAGCCGGACGCUGCCCCACUGCCCGUGACAGGCGGGUCACCCCACACGCCGCACAGGGGCUGCCCCACAGAAGGGCUGGUUUCGUCCUGCCAGAGGGGCAGGCACAGAGCACCAGGCUGCUGUUAAUUAUUGUUACUAGAACUAGUUGAUGGGUUAAUUUAAUUAAAUAUUGCCAUGCUUAG